UAUUUAUAGAAGAGACUAUCUCCUGUUGUGGCUGGCAUGUCUAUGACAUAAACAAAUAUUUUAACCUUUAUUUGGAAUUCCUGGUGGCAGGUUUGAGCAUGGCGGAGCUUAGUGGUCACAGAAUCUUUCUUUUGAUUAUUUCCCUGGCUCAGUGUCUGGAGAGCACACAGCUACUGGCACACCUUAAGAAAUGCGGUGACUUGGAAUGUGAAACUUUAAUCAGCAGAGUUGUGGCCAUGAGAGAUUACACAGGACCUGACUGCCGAUACCUCAACUUCACUGAGGGAGAAGAGAUAUCUGUUUAUGUAAAGCUUGCAGGAAAGAGAGAAGAUUUGUGGGCAGGAAGUAAAGGGAAGGACUUUGGAUUUUUCCCCAGAGAUGCAGUCCAGAUUGAAGAGGUGUUUAUAUCUGAAGAAGUUGAAAUAUCAACUAAAGAAUCUGACUUUCUUUGCCUUUUUGAAGAAGGCUACAUAUUUGGAAGUGAAGAUAAUGAGUUAAACAGUAAUAAUGAUAAAGAUGUGCAUCCAUAUGAAGAAAAUGGAGAGCAAACAUACAAUAUAUAUGAUAAUGAUCUUCAGAGAGAACCUGGAUUUGAUGCAACUUCUCAGAGUAUUUUGUUUGAAGACCAGUUUUCAGCAGCAGAGGCUCCUAACCGGAUGAGAGGUGCUAGUGAGUCAAAGGGCAGGGAAGAAGGAGAGACUGGAGAUGGGACGCAGGAGGUGGAUGCUGUCCUGCCAUCCUUGAGAAUUCCUGAGGUAUCAGGAUGGUUUGGACUGCGGAGAGAACAAGUUGAAGAGAAGGCGUUUGAGCCAGUUACUCAACCUCUAAAAGAAAGCUCAUUUCAAAGUAGAAAAUUAGUUGUGGAAGAUGAGAAUGACCAAGGGAAAAUAAGUAAUGGUGAACCCCAAACAGAGCACAAGCAAGGCCUAAAAUCAGAAUCUUGUUCAGAGAUAUCAGUAUUCAGUUCAGUGCCGGAGGAUCCAUUGGAACUAGGUUCAGAGUCAGAGUACAUUUCCAAACCUCAAACCUCUGGCUGGUUGGGUGGUGGGUUUACAAAUUACUUAGGUUUUAGAGAGGAGGAUACAGGACUUGAACUGUUGUCCACAGAAAGCAACCCACCAUUACCAGAUGUUCCUACUGCUUUACCACCUGCUGAAGAAGCCCUGGUUCCAUGUACAGAAGCGCCACCAGAAACACAAUCAUUACUACCAGAAGACACAAUCAUUAAUGACAGCUCUCCUCUCAAUCCAGGUUGGUUUGAUUUUGGUUUUGGUAUCCUAGGCUUUGCAUAUGCCAGUGGAGAUGAAGUCACAUCUGAUGAUGGAAAAAAUGAAGGUGAUCUUACAGCAAGCGAAUUUGACCCUGAAAAGGAACAUGAAACAAAAAUGGUGACAAUUAUGGAACUAGAAGAUGAAAUAAUAGAUAAGGAAGUAGAGGAAAGAGAUGAUUCUGAUUCUACAGCAUACUUGAAAAAGUUCUUCUACAAUUUUAAUAACCCUUGGAGCUUCCAGAACAUUCCAGAGGAAACAGAGUUGCAAUUUUCCAGACAGAUACCGGAUCAAAAUAAUAUAGCUGAAAAUGAUGAAACUGAAAAACUUUCGGUUAAAAAUCCCAUGGAUUAUAUGGAAGAUCCCAUGAUGUCAGCAAACAGAUACAGUCAAUCAGAUAUGGCCUCUAAAAUGAAAAUUCAUGAAGAAAUAAAUUUAAAAACCUCAUCUUCUAAAAGUGAUGAUGAAACAUCAAAAUCAUCAGCAGGUUCUGCAGGGCCUGCUCUAGAGGAUAGUGAUGGAUCUGUGGAAAGUGCCUUAACAGACAGUUGGAUGGUUUCUCAAAACCAGAUUCCUCAAAAAGAAAAUGCUACAGACUUUCACAUUUUGAAAUGCUUGUUUCAAAUCGAUGCUUGUGGUUUCAUGGCAGCGGCAUUUUCACCAAUCAUAAUUCUUAUGGAAAUGGUGGUGGCAGUGCUGCCUGAAGACAUGAGAUCAGGCCUGAGUCCCAGUGUUUUCUCAUGGGAGUUGGUGACAUGUGUAGUUGGACUUCUUGCUGUCCUCUUGUUUUUGUGGAGAGGUUAUCGAUCGAUUAGAAGCCGAUUUUAUGUGGGAAGAGAAAAAAAGCUUGCUCUCGAGCUUUCUGUACUCAUUGAAGAAAAAUGUAAACUCCUUGAAAAAGUUAGCCUUGUUCAAAAAGAGUAUGAAGGCUUAGCGUCAUCUUUAAAGGAUGCCAGCUUUGAGAAGGAGUCAACAGAAGCGCAAAGUUUGGAGGCAGUCUACAAAAAGCUUCAGAGAUCCAAAUCUAAUCUUGAGGAUGAAAUACUUGUUCUAGAAAAAGAGCUACAAGAAGAGAAAAGUAAAAAUUCUGAACAAGAUGAAUUGAUGGCAGAUAUUUCAAAAAGAAUACAGUCUCUAGAAGAUGAAUUAAAAUCCCUAAAAACACAAGUAGCUGAAGCCAAAACAACUUUCAGAAUUUUUCAAAUCAAUGAAGAACGGCUCAAGGGAGCAAUGAAAAAUGUCCUGAAUGAGAAUUCUCAACUUCAAGAAAGCCAGAAACAGCUCUUACAGGAAGCUGAAAGGAUGGAAGAACAAGUGAGUGAACUCAGUAAACAGAAAAUAACAUUUGAAGAGUCAAAAGCACAUGCAGAACAAGUUCUGAAAGACAGAGAAAAUCACGUCAAGUCUUUGAUUAAACGCUUGCUAAAGAUGAAAGACUGGGUCACUGUACUUGGAGAAGACAUAACAGAUGAUGGUAAUUUGGAAUUGGAAAUGAAGAGUGAAUCAGAACAUGAUGCUCACUUAGAGAAUCAACCAGGUGGAGCUUUGAAGAAGCUGAUUUAUGCUGCUAAGUUAAAUGCAUCUUUAAAAACCUUAGAAGGAGAAAGAAAUCAAAUUUACACACAGUUAUCUGAAGUAGAUAAAACAAAAGAAGACCUUACAGAGCAUAUUGAAAGUCUGCAGGCUGAACAAGCCUCCCUGCAGUUAGAAAACGCACAGUUUGAAAGUGAGAACCAGAAGCUCGAGCAGAAACUCAAAGUCAUGACAGAGCUGUAUCAAGAAAAUGAAAUGAAACUUCACAGGAAAUUAACAGUAGAGGAAAAUUACCGACUAGAGAAAGAGGAGAAACUUUGCAAAGUAGAUGAAAAGAUAAGCCAUGCACAUGAAGAGCUGGAGAUCUACAGAAAGCGAGCCAAAGAUCUUGAAGAAGAAUUGGAGAGGACUAUUCAUUCUUAUCAGGGGCAGAUUAUUUCCCAUGAGAAAAAAGCACAUGAUAAUUGGUUGGCAGCUCGGACUGCUGAAAGAAACCUCAACGAUUUAAGGAAAGAAAAUGCUCACAACAGACAAAAAUUAACUGACACAGAGUUUAAAUAUGAACUUUUAGAAAAAGAUCCGUAUGCACUUGAUGUUCCAAAUACAGGAUUUGGCAGAGAGCAUUCCCCAUAUGGUCCCUCACCAUUGGGUCGACCUUCGUCUGAAACGAGAGCUUUUCUCUCCCCUCCAACUUUGUUGGAGGGUCCACUCAGACUCUCACCUUUGCUUCCAGGGGGAGGAGGAAGAGGCUCAAGAGGCCCAGAAAAUCCUCUGGACCAUCAGAUUAGUAAUGAAAGAGGAGACUCAAGUUAUGAUAGAUUAUCUGAUCCUCACAGAGCACUUUCUGACACUGGGUCCCUGUCACCUCCAUGGGAUCAGGACCGCAGGAUGAUGGUCCCUCCACUAGGUCAACUAUAUCCUGAUCCAGGUCUUCCUCACAAAAGGCAAGACAGAUUUUAUUCUAGCUCUGGUAGACUCUCUGGACCAGCAGAACUCAGAGGUUUUAAUAUGCCUUCUUUGGAUAAAGUGGAUGGGCCAAUAUCUUCAGAAAUGGAAUCCAAUAGAAAUGAUACCAAAGAUGAUCUUGGUAAUUCAAAUGUGCCUGAUUCAUCUCAGCCUGCUGAACGGGAAGCUCCUGGCCCUAGCUUUGUUCCUCCACCUUUUCCUCCAGUUCGAGAUCCAUUUUUUCCAAUGGAUCCUAGGAGCCAAUUCAUGAGAAGGGGUCCUCCUUUUCCUCCACCUCCUCCAGGAAACAUGUAUGGGGUUUCUCGAGAUUAUUUUCCACCAAGAGAUUUUCCUGGUCCACCACCUCCUCCAUUCCAAAUGAGAAGUGUCAAUGCACCAAGGGGCUUUCCACAUUACCUUCCCCCAAGAGCUGGAUUCUUCCCUCCUCCCCCACCCUCACAUUCUGAAAGAAGAAAUGAGUUUCCUUCAGAGUCAAUUCCGCCUUCAAAUGCAUCUGCAGCUGAACCUUCAGAACCACAAGAAACUUGACAAGAUUUUUUGAUCUCUCUUCAAAAGUGAUUUUGACUUAUCUCUUAUUUUCAGUUUAAGUAACUGCUGUUACUUAAGUGAUUAUACUUUUGCUCAAAUUGAAGCUUAAUGGAAUUAUAAUUCUCAGGAUAGUAUUUUGUAAAUAAAGCUGAUUUAAAUAUGAA
Messenger RNA from Jaculus jaculus (lesser Egyptian jerboa), 4459 nucleotides. It is a transcript of the gene Mia2, whose product is annotated as MIA SH3 domain ER export factor 2. NCBI's taxonomy places the organism in Eukaryota, Metazoa, Chordata, Mammalia, Rodentia, Dipodidae. Gene Ontology annotation, cellular component: endoplasmic reticulum exit site; endoplasmic reticulum membrane. Gene Ontology annotation, biological process: protein secretion; vesicle cargo loading; endoplasmic reticulum to Golgi vesicle-mediated transport. The transcript is spliced from 29 exons. Bases 99 to 4295 code for a protein of 1398 amino acids. Gene Ontology annotation, molecular function: protein binding. The record is from RefSeq and is a predicted model, not a curated record.